Molecule: messenger RNA, 1635 nt
Organism: Helianthus annuus (common sunflower)
Lineage: Eukaryota; Viridiplantae; Streptophyta; Magnoliopsida; Asterales; Asteraceae
Product: oligouridylate-binding protein 1B
Exons: 12
Coding region: 116-1393 (425 amino acids)
Molecular function (GO): mRNA binding
Source: RefSeq, a predicted model, not a curated record
UUAUUUCCCCUGUUCUCUCGAUCAUAUUCAACAUUUUGAAACCCUAACCCCCAAAUUCAAUAAACAAUCAAUUAUCUCAAAACCAUCAUAUAUUCAUAACAAAACACUAACAAUAAUGCAAAAUCAACACCAGAGGCUGAAGCUACAACAACAACAAGCUUUGAUGCAGCAAGCUCUCCUUCAACAACAAUCGCUCUAUCAUCCUGGCCUCUUAGCACCUCCACAGAUUGAGCCAAUCCCAAGUGGAAAUCUGCCUCCUGGGUUUGAUCCAAAUACAUGCCGCAGUGUGUAUGCUGGGAACAUUCAUAUACAAGUGACUGAACCGCUUCUUCAAGAGGUUUUUGCAAGUACGGGUCCCGUUGAAGGCUGCAAACUCAUAAGAAAAGAGAAGUCAUCUUAUGGAUUCAUUCACUACUUUGAUCGUAGAUCAGCUGCACUUGCUAUAUUAUCUCUAAAUGGGAGGCAUUUGUUUGGGCAACCUAUCAAAGUUAACUGGGCAUACGCCAGUGGACAGAGGGAGGACACAUCAGGUCACUACAACAUAUUUGUUGGUGAUCUUAGCCCUGAGGUUACAGAUGCUAUGUUGUUUGCAUGCUUCUCUGUUUAUGCCAGUUGUUCGGACGCGAGGGUUAUGUGGGAUCAGAAAACAGGCCGUUCACGAGGUUUUGGGUUUGUUUCUUUCCGGACCCAACAGGAUGCUCAAAGUGCUAUAAAUGACUUAACUGGGAAGUGGCUUGGCAGUAGGCAGAUCCGGUGCAAUUGGGCUACCAAAGGUGCUGGCACUAGCGAUGAAAAGCAGGCCUCGGAUUCUAAAAGUGUGGUGGAGCUAACAAACGGGUCUUCAGAAGAUAGUAAGGAACCUGUUAACGGUGAUGCUCCCGAGAAUAACCCACAGUAUACCACUGUUUACGUUGGCAACCUUGCUCCAGAAGUUACUCAGCUUGAACUUCAUCGCCACUUUCAUUCCUUUGGUGCUGGAAUAAUCGAGGAAGUCCGGGUUCAGCCAGACAAAGGGUUCGGUUUUGUAAGAUACAAUAAUCAUGCUGAGGCUGCUUUGGCUAUUCAAAUGGGAAAUACCCAAUCCAUUCUUUAUGGUAAACAAAUAAAGUGUUCUUGGGGCAGUAAGCCAACUCCACCAGGAACGACCUCAAACCCGCUUCCGCCACCUGUGCCUGCACCGAUGCUGUCGGCUGCUGACUUGUUGGCGUACGAGAGACAAUUUGCAAUGAGCAAGAUGGGUGGGGUCCAUGGGCUCAUGCAUGCUCAAGGGCAGUUUCCUCUUAAACCAGCAUCAAUGGGUGGUAUGGGCAUGGGUGCUGCUGGAGCAAGCCAAGCUAUUUAUGAUGGUUUCCCGAAUGUUGCUGCGACCCAACAACUCAUGUAUUAUCAGUGAGUGAUUAUGUGGCGUUAUUGCACGCGUUGCUUCUGUUGUUUUUUUUUUCUUCUGAGUUUCUAGGAGGCUUUUAUGAUGUUCUUCUUGGUUUUGUCGGUUUUUUUUGCUUUAUCAUUUACCCUUUACCCCUAUGUUGCUCUGCUUAUAUAUGCUUGUCUUGAGUAUGGAUACAUAUUAUGUAUGUUUAAUGUGAAGUGUGUUUGUCCCGGUAAUAAGUGCCUUUGGUGGUUUGUUUGAUCCGA